AUGCCAUCCUUGAUGUCAUUCGGAUACAACCAGGUCCUGCUUGGUGGUGUUUUGACACUACGGAGCUUCAACGAUGAAUUUCCUGAAAUCGACGUGGCCAAUGCAGCUCCUUCAGACAAACGGAGAAUUUCUGUUAUUCAAGGUACAGUUGUGGCAUUAUAUGCGAUUGGAGGACUUUUCGGCGCGCUUUUAUGCAUUGGAUUGGGGGAUAUCUUGGGUCGCCGUCGAGUGAUUAUGGUGGCCUCGGUUCUUCAAAUAUUGGGGGUGGUGCUCAUGGGAAGCGCAUAUUCAUUCGCCCACCUCAUUGUCGGUCGAACUGUCCUUGGCCUUGGAAUUGGUGGCCUGAUGGCGACCGCUCCUGUUUGGCAAUCAGAAAUAUCACCCGCAGCGAAACGAGGCACCCAUGUCGUGACCACUGGGCUGUUUGGAGGCAUUGGCGGUACGAUUGCUUUGUUCCUAGACCUCGGCAUGUCCUUCACACCUGGAAGUGUGGGAUGGCGCUUCCCAUUCGUGUUCCAGGGUCUCUUUCCCUUGAUGUCAAUCGUUAUAAUCUGUUUUCUGCCAGAGUCGCCUCGCUGGCUUAUCAUGCAGAAUCGAGUGGAGGAAGCGCGAAGUGUCCUGGCAGCCCUGGAGUCAAUUGAGCAAAGUCACCCGAAGAUUGACGCUGAAAUCAAGGAUGUGCAAUCAUCUCUUAGUCUCACUGGUGAAGGCUCUCUGCGGCAGGUCUUCCACAUGGGUCCACAGCGGGUUCUUCAUCGUGCGUUUAUAAGUGUGGCUGCAAUGUCCUUUUUGCAGCUCACUGGUGUCAACGUCAUUGCAUUCUAUACGACCACGAUAUUCGAGACCUACCUAGAGCUAGGCUCGAUCAUGUCCAGAGUCUUGGCUGCCGUAUAUCAAUCAGUCGCCCUGGUUGGGGGCACAUUUUGUAUCUUCACCGUGGAAGAAUUCGGUCGGCGAAAUUUGAUGUUAGCAGGUGCUGCAGGCAAUACUAUCUGCUUGGCUCUUGUCGCGGGACUAGGCUCUCAGCCUCUUAACCAGACGGCUAUCCACGCGGCUGUGGCAUUCAUCUUCCUAUAUCAUUUCAGCUUCAUUGUCGGAUUUGCCGGUGUCCCCAUUUUGUAUGCGACGGAGAUCGCUCCCUUGAAGAUGCGUGGGACGAUCAAUGGCCUGAGUCUCGGCUUCUUUUGGGCAUUCUGUGUGCUUAUCGCAGACAUCACUCCGAUCGCUUUCGAGGCUAUUGGCUGGCGGCUUUUCAUUAUUUUUGCUGCGGUCAAUCUGGCCAUUGUGGGAGUUGUGUAUCUCUUCUUUCCAGAGACUGCGGGUCGUACGCUUGAGGAGAUAGAUGGGAUUUUUGUCUCCUCGACUACUAUCUGGGAUCCGGUAUGGGUGGCUAAGCGAUUGCCACGGUCAACGAAUGGGAAGCUUCAGGCUCAGAAGGACUUGAAAGAGCGAUGUCAAGGUAGGAGAGCUAUGUAA
Messenger RNA from Penicillium malachiteum, 1476 nucleotides. Its product is annotated as sugar transporter. Gene Ontology annotation, biological process: transmembrane transport; carbohydrate transport. Gene Ontology annotation, cellular component: membrane. Gene Ontology annotation, molecular function: carbohydrate:proton symporter activity. The transcript has 2 exons. The record is from RefSeq and is a predicted model, not a curated record. Bases 1 to 1476 code for a protein of 491 amino acids. NCBI's taxonomy places the organism in Eukaryota, Fungi, Ascomycota, Eurotiomycetes, Eurotiales, Aspergillaceae.